Molecule: messenger RNA, 467 nt
Organism: Saccoglossus kowalevskii
Lineage: Eukaryota; Metazoa; Hemichordata; Enteropneusta; Harrimaniidae
Source: RefSeq, a predicted model, not a curated record
GUCAACAAGCAUCAUCUACUGAACCGUCAUAACAAAAUACAUUCGAGCAGCAGCAUCAUCAACAACAUGGUAGAAAUGAAAAUGUUUCUGUUCCUGACCCUUGUUGUCAUGGUAGUUGUAUGUGAAGAACAAGAAAAGCCAAUAUUAGCAGAAAUAGUAGCUAAGUUAGUUGAAGAAUACCCAGAGUUGGCAAAGCACUUUGGAAAUGAGGUCCUAGCCGAUUUAGAAGACGAUAAUGUGAAUGUUAAUGAACAAGAGUGGCCAGUGUUAACAAAAAUAUUGGCUUACAUAAUUGAAGAAUACCCAGAGAUGGCAGAACACUUCAGAAAUGAGGUCAUAGCUGAUUUAGAAGCCGAUAAUGUGAAUGUUAAUGAUAUUUCGUCAUAAGAAUAACAUACAGUAUAGCUGUACUGUUAUACCCACAUAACGUGGACUGAAUGGAUUGAAAUAAACAUUCGGAAACCUUA